UACUUACCAACCUCUCAUUCUCCAAACCUAGCGCAACCGCCGUCCCCAUUUCUCCCCAUUUUCAAUGUCAGAUCCAUACGAAAGUGUAAAAGCAGGCCGCUUAGCUUUCAAAGGAGGAACCCUAGCAACAACAUCUAAAACAAUCGACAAAAAGAAAAAGAAAAAGAAGAAAUCCAAAAACCCUAAUCUCGAAGACGAAACCCUAACUCUAAACGAAGAAGAAUUAGAAAAACUCGGAGGAGAAGGUUCAGAAUCAACGGAGUAUACCAUCGAUGCAGCGAAGAAAAUGAAGUACGAUCAACUUUUUCCUGUUGAAGCUAAGAAAUUCGGUUACGAACCGAAAACGAAGGUGAAAAAUGUUGAAGAUGCUUUGGAUGAUCGUGUUAAGAAGAAAGCUGAUCGUUACUGUAAAUGAUGUAAUGUAAUUGAUCACAUGGAGUAUUUGCUUGAUGAAAAAUUUGAAAGGUUGGCUUUGUAGUAUCUUUGCCUGAAUGAUAUUUGAUAAACUGACAUCAUACAUCAACUAAUGAGUGAGUAAUACCGGUGAAUUGUGAAUUUAUUGACUGAACUCUUGCAUUAAUCUUCCAACAGAGUUCUGUUUCAAAGGAGUUACAAAAGAAUUUAGAAAAAUGAAGUUAUGUUAUAACGGAGUUAUGAAAGAACUUGAGUAACUGAGAUUAACUGCUGAUCACCACAUAGAGGGGCUGCUGCGUCUCGUAAACAUUCAACUACAAAAUACAGCUCAUAUCUAAACUAAGCGGAUGCUGGGUAAUAUUCAGUAUCAUUCACUUCUGUGUUAGGUCUGGCAUGUUUGAGAUGUUGGCAUAUUUGAGAUGUCUUGCAUUGUAAAAAUAUGAACCGUUUUUCUUUAUGUUGGUGUAGAGUUUAAUCUGACAUUAUCAUGACAGAGUUUGAUGUAAAUUACUUUGUAUACCAAUUUAUUUUUUGGCAAGUCA
This is a messenger RNA of Trifolium pratense (red clover), 956 nucleotides long. RefSeq lists its product as uncharacterized. The transcript has 2 exons. The coding region runs from base 65 to 415 and encodes 116 amino acids. Lineage: Eukaryota; Viridiplantae; Streptophyta; Magnoliopsida; Fabales; Fabaceae. Gene Ontology annotation, cellular component: nucleolus. The record is from RefSeq and is a predicted model, not a curated record.